CGAAAGUGGCUCCGUAGAAGCCUUGCUGACUAUCGUAAUUCUCUCUCUGAAUGAAUUAUAUUUUGUAUUUAGAAGACUUACAUACUUACAAUAAAAAGUUUCAAAGUAUAGUAUUCUUGUUGGCAUUAAUGGGUCGACUAUUGUUGAAUCGUAGCAGACAGCAGACCGAUGUAUAUGUGGCGUCCGUUCUUUUUCUUUGUGCUGUGUUCAGUUCUAGCAGUGAAUAGUUUUAAAUUUAUUUCAUUAAGCUGAGUUGCAGAACAGUUGAAAAACACAUAGAUUUUGAUAACAAUGAGUUUUUUAUAUUUCAAGGUAUAGUCUUUUUGAUAUUCAGGAAACAAUCGAAAUUAAUAAUCAAAGAUGUUUUCAAAAUUUUUGGUAAAUCGAAUAAUUCGUAAUGGAAAAGAUUGUAUAUGUUGUUUGUGCCAUCAUAUAAUGAAACAAUGUGACUUUAAUGUUGUUGAAGAACAUCUGCUUUCUGACGAACAUAAAAGAAAAUUAAAUCAGAUUGAUGAAGAACAACAAGCAAAAGAAUUAAAAAUAUUAUUAGAAUUUACAGAAUCAGAGAAUAUAAAAAUUUUUGAAAACUGGAUUACUUUUGACAUUAAUAACAUUAACUUUAUAAGAUGCCAUAUUUGUGAUUGUAAAAUUACUGGUUUAUCAAAUACUAUAAGUCAUCUUGAUGGUCAUCGUCAUAAAAUAAAUAAGAAAAAUUUAAUUAUUUCUGAUACAUCUCAGCCUAUUGAUGAGUUGUUCUAUCAAACUUUAGAAUCACAUUUAGGAGUUCUUGAUUUUAGUUUAAAAUCAAAUUAUAUCAUUUACGAUGAAAAAUAUAAGUUAUACUAUUGUACAAUCUGCAAAUGCAAAAUUAUUAAAACUUCAAAUGUUACUAAACACAUUGAAGGAUUUUUGCAUCAAUUAAUAUUAGAUGCUGAAAAUGCUGUGAAAACAAAAUCAGUUGAAAACGCUGUGAAAAUAAAAUCAGUUGGAAAUGCAUCUCUAUUUACUGAAAUAUACAACUGUAAUAUAUGUCAGGUUUCUAUAGAUAACAGUACAAGACUUAAAUGUCAUAUUGUAUUACAUUUAUAUAAAGAAUUUAAUUCAUUAAGAAACUUUGAUUUAAUUAAAUGUGAAUUAAAAUCAAAUGAAAAAUUACACUUGGAAUGCUUGCUUUGUAAUUCUUUUCUGUGUGAAUUACACAUUAAAGAUGCUGAUCAAGUUUUAGUUGACCAUCUUGAAACAAAUUUUCAUCUUGAUCGUUUAACUAUUUUUAAUUAUGUUAACAUUAAUAAAAAGUUUUGUCUACGAGAAAAACCUAUGAAUGAGCAAUUUAAUGAUAUAAAUCCAGAAAUGUAUAAACCAAAGGAGAACAUUUCUUUAACACUAUUGUGUAAUUUAUGUUUUGUACAAAUACCUAUAGAAAAUAAAGAAAGUCAUACUUUAGAAAAAAGUCAUAUUAAAAAAGUGUCAGAAGAUGCAACAAGAAACAAAUAUACAGUAAAGAAAACUGAAUUUAUUUCAGAGAAAAAUUCAGAUUAUUAUAUUUGUUUUAUAUGUAAUAAAUCAUUUUUAGAAUGUUCAAAUUUGCUAACACAUUUUCAAAAAUUUGAACAUCAAUUAAAAAUUAUAAUUCUUAAUAUGAUAAAUAUAUCUCAAAUCAAACUGAUACAACAAAAUGAAAAAUGUGCUUUUCAGUGUUUAACAUGCAAAAUAACUAUACAUGGUUGUAAAUCUUUUUUUGAGCACAUGUUGGGAAGAAAACAUAAAAACAAACUAUUAUUACCAUCAAGUAAUUUGGAAAAUUUAAAUACUACGGUAUUAACUCAAAUAGCUAAUGAAUUACACAAAAGGAGUGCAACUUUUCAAAAUUUGCCCAAUGUUAAAACUGAAAAUGUGAAAACAAUUGAAAAUACAAAUAAAUUGAAAGCUAAUAUUGAUGAAUUGGAUCAAUUUGGUUUUACUACAGACAAUAAACAACCACUUUCUAUACUUAAAUCAGAUAUGACAGAUGAAUUAUUAGGUAGUUUGAUUUCACUCGAUUUGAAUAAAAUUAAAAAAUUUUCAUCCAAUCCCAAGUUACAGUCAGCAUGCUUACCUAAAGCUGAAGAUGAAGGAAAUUCAUAUAUUGCAAAUCUCCUAGCACAUGGUAAAAAUUUUAUAAAAUUUUGUAUUAAUCCAGGUCAAAAUAACAUAUUUAAUGUUGAUAAUGAAAAUAUUAGCUUAAUAAAAUUAGGAGUCACUUUGACAGUUCCAAACAAAUUUAAAAGAGUUUGUAUUCCAUGUGAGAAACCAUUUACAAAUGAUACACAAAUUUUGUUCGAACACUUACAAGAUCAAGAACACCUGAAAAAUAUUGGUAAUAUUCUAGCUGGUGACAAAGACACUGAAAAUUAUUCAAAACAGUAUAGUGGUUUAAGGCUUGCCAAAUUACAUAUGUGUGUAUUAUCAUGUAAAUAUAUCAAGUGCCUUGCUUGUAAUAUUAAAAUAGAAAAUAAUAAUCACAUUAUUAAACAGCAUACCAAAACAUCGAUUCAUAAAGAAAAAAGUAUACUUCGGAAAAAAGAGUCAGAGCAAUUAUUUAAUCAAUAUUUUAAAAUUUAUAAAGAUAUUUGGUACUAUGCAGAAUUUUUCUAUUGUGUAAUAUGUGAUAAGAGAUUUCAGUUGGAAAUAGGUUUUGUAAUACAUUUAAUUAAUCGUACACAUAUAAAAAAAGUCGCUCACUUCCAACAAAAAGGAACUAUUUUAAAAUUUGAUCUUUGUCAUCCAUGUACAACAUUUUGGUUUGGUGAAGAUCACUAUUAUAAUGACCACUGCAAAAGUGAUUUUCAUAAAAUUUCUGUAAACAAAAAUGACUUCAUGAUUCCAAAUUUGAAUAUUCCAGCUUCUGAAUAUCUUAAUAAUAUAGAUAAAAAUGUAGAUUUUCUGAUUAGUGAGUCCGACAAAGUAGAUCUAGUUAAAGAUGCUAAAGUAAAUUCAUUACUGGAGGCUAUUUUAGAAGCUGUGAAACCUAUAUAUUCUGAUGCUAAAGCUUAUGUUUUUGGUUCAAGAUUAUCUAAUUUAGGAUUUCCAGAUAGUGAUGUAGACAUUUUUUUGGACUGUAAUAAUGUAUAUUAUAAAAGUUCAACAAAACAGAAUCUAGAAUGUUUAAAAUCUAUGCACAAAUGUAUUGAAAAAACACCAAACAUUUGGAAAGUGGAUGAAGUUUUAAUAUCUACCAGGAUACCUAUCUUGAAGUUAAGGCAUUUACCUUCAAAUCUAAAAUGCGAUGUUUCUUUUGUUAAUGGGUUGAGCGUUGAAAAAUCAAAACUUUUAAGAAUUUAUAAUGAUGCCUUUCCUGGUUGCCGAAAAUCAAUCCUUUUUAUGAAAAAAUGGUUGACCCUCUGUCGACUGUUUGGCUCAGAUUGUAUAACAACAUUUGCUAUUUCAUGGUAUGUCAUUUUCUAUUUUCAGUUACAAGGAAUUUUGCCUUCAGUGUAUGAAUUAAUAAAAAAUAAAAGGGUAUCUAAGAUUGUGGAUGGUUGGGAAUGUGGAUUUGAAAAGAUAACUAUAGAUGUAAGUUCAAAUCUUUCUAUUAAAGAACACCUAAAAGGAUUUUUCACUUAUUUUGCCAAUUUUGACUACCAAAAAAGUGUUGUGUGCCCAUAUUUGGGCAAAAGUAUUGAUAAGCAUAUGUUUGCAUAUAUUGAUGAACUUCCUCCAGAAAUGGACAUCUACAAAAGAUAUGUACAGGAUAAUAAGGAGAAAAUUUUCCGAUUUGACUCUCCUAUGUGCAUUCAAGAUCCUAUUGAUCUUUCACAAAAUUUAACAAAAGCUGUUGACAAAAAACAUCUUAGGUGUUUUAGACAAUACUGUAUUUUGAGUGCUAAAAAAUGUUGAAUUUACAUCAAAGUGCUUUUAAUAUAGUUACUGUCGUGUGAAUUGUUACUGUAAUGUUGAGAGAUCUAAACUGAAUUAAAAAUAAUUUUAAUAUUUUUUUAUUGAAUUAUAAACAUUUAUUUACAUUGAACUGCCUUUAAUGAUUGGAAAGUAAAAAAACAUGUUUUUCUUAAUUUUUAUUUUGUAAUUUUUUUAGUUUGUCACGAUUGUAGACAAUUAACAAAGAUUGUUUCCACUCUGAAUUUCACAAUAUUUUGAUCAUUUUCCUUUAAUGAUACUAGAAAUGCAUCAUUAUGAUUAUUAUAUAAUCUCUAUAUCUCCUAUACCUUUAUUCUAAACUUAUUUGUGUUUAAUAAAUUAAACGACAUUUUAAUGAAUGUGGGCUUAUUCUUAUUAUUAUUCAAAAAUGAUUUUUGAUUGAUAUACUUAUUUUAGUAUAAUUAUUAAACACUAUUUCCCGACCAAUAUUUUGCAUUUGAAAAAUCAUUUAUCUAGAUUAAAUUAUUCAUAUUUUCUAAAAAAAUGACGAGUCGCUGAUAUAUCCAGCGUUAUCGAUUAGUUGAUGUAAAAAAAACGCGAAAUUUUGAAUUUUCCUAUACUUUGAAAUAUUUCUAUCAUAUCUAGGAGUGUAAGAUCUAUAUUUCAGCAGUAAAUCCAAUUUAUGAAUAACAUGGAUCAUUUUUUGCAAGAAUAGGAAUAUGCCGUUAAUAAAGAACAUCAGAAGUUAUAUUUGAAAUUAUCAGUACAAAUCAAUAAUUUUAUAAGCAAUUAUGAUUCUAAAAUUAAUAUUGCUUCAAAUUUGGUUGAAAGAGAGAAAAAGUGAAUAUAAUAAAAUGAAGGAAAAUAGAUUUUUAUCUUUUGUACAUGGUAAAUUAAGAGGUAUGUAGGUAACGGAAACUUAUUAAAAUAUUAAAUCCGUUAAAUUUUAAGAAUGUUCAUGGGCGUUUUUAACGAGGCAAUAAAAUAUAGACGAUGUUAAAUAUAUUACUUAUACUAACAUAACACUGGGGCCGUAAC
Messenger RNA from Phymastichus coffea, 4893 nucleotides. RefSeq lists its product as uncharacterized. Gene Ontology annotation, biological process: mitochondrial mRNA polyadenylation; mRNA 3'-end processing. The transcript has 5 exons. The coding region runs from base 361 to 3876 and encodes 1171 amino acids. Lineage: Eukaryota; Metazoa; Arthropoda; Insecta; Hymenoptera; Eulophidae. Gene Ontology annotation, molecular function: nucleic acid binding; zinc ion binding; poly(A) RNA polymerase activity. The record is from RefSeq and is a predicted model, not a curated record.